This is a messenger RNA of Sclerotinia trifoliorum, 5354 nucleotides long. The record is from the annotation of a GenBank genome assembly. NCBI's taxonomy places the organism in Eukaryota, Fungi, Ascomycota, Leotiomycetes, Helotiales, Sclerotiniaceae.
UCGUCAUCAAUCCAUCUGAGAUAGGCGUACCGUAACGUACCGACCGUACUUGUAACCUCCCCCAUUAUCAUUAUCAUUAUCAUAAACAUAAAGUCUUGGCACAUAUCAGAACUUGGAAAAUCAUCAUCCCCGUAACUUUUGGGGGGUUCCAGCCAGAUCAAGGUCCAUUCAACCAUAUCAACCACCUCCACCAUCCGCCACCAUCCACCAUUUCAAACCUUGCCUAGGUAACCUACUUAUAAUACCUAAGCUUACUACUACUUUUCGACUUUUCGGCAAGCUCUCCCACUUUACCUUUGUGACAUUGUUACAUUUUUCAUCACCCCAAUAAAAUCCCUUCACCCAAGCACAAUUUCACCACAUUGGGAGAAACAAAGAAGAAAUUUGUACAAAAUCUACAUGCUGUAGAAGAACAUGGCGGCAGGUAGCAAUGGAAAAGUGGUGGAUUCUAAGGCGAAGGGGAUAAAUGGCCACACUGCUAUUCCCGCAUUGCCAGCUGCAAAGAGCAAAAAUGAGAAGAAGAAGAGGAACUUCAUUUAUACCAUCUUCAGUCUGGGUACUAUUACCCGGUAUGCUAUACCUUCAUGCUCUAUCUAUUUGUCACUUCCUAACGAACCUUUAGAAUCUUAACUUGGUACUCGAUAAUCACAGUAUUACUACGAUGUCCUGCGACCCUCGACCUCGUCACAGAUACCUCCCCUCAAAUCUGCAAGCCAUACUUUCAAUUACGAUCAAUGGUUGUACCUCAUCUUGAACCAUAUUACGACUCGUAUGCCGCACCAUACGUGAAUGUUGCAAAGCCUUACUAUCAGUCCCUCGACAAGAAAAUCAUUGCACCAGCAACUGCCUUGGGUAUGAAAUAUGGUGCUCCGAGAGUGGCACAAGCACAAGCAUACGGUCAGGCACAAUGGGAGAAAAUAUUACAGCCCGAGGUAUUGAAAUAUCAAGCUCUCGCGAAGGCUAGAUACGAUCAAACAUUGGCCCCCCAUUGGAACAAGGUUACGGAGGCCAGUGGUCCAUAUCUCAAUUUGGCCAAGACGAAUGCCUUGCAAACAUACCAUGAACACGUUGUUCCAACAUUCAAUCUUGUACAACCAUAUGCCGUUCAGAGUUAUGGAUACGCGAAUGAUUUUGUUGUAGGCACCGGGAUUCCUUACACAAAGUGGGCCUUGACCUCGACUGGGGUAUUUUUGGAUAGAAAAGUUUGGCCCAAAUUGAGGAUUUUAUACGGUGAAAAUGUGGAGCCACAGUUGGUGCGAAUUGGGGAGCGAUUAGGUAGAUAUAGGGAUGGCAAGAAAUUACAGGCUGUGGUAGACAGUGUUGUUUCGUGAGUUCGUUGGAUGUAUUUAUUAGAUCUUAGCUUACGGAAAUUAGAUCGUCUUCUGCUUUCUCUGCCUCUUCCACACUCUCAUCGUUUUCUUCUUCCGUCUCAUCUGCACACGCUACAGGUACAUCCUCGAGCUCCAUCUCCUCUUCAGCUUCCAUCUCCUCUGCCAAAACACCCGAAAAUAAACCCUUGAGUGAAGACGAGAUUAGAGAAAAUGCUCGAAACGUUGUUGCAAAAGAUCUUCAAACCUGGCAAGAAAAAUUCUCGAAAGCUGCAGAUGAAGGCUCCGACGAAAUUGAUGAGAGAGUGACGGAGAUCACUGAAAGGCUGAUUCAAAAUCAAGCCAAUAAGGUAGGAUCCGCACUUCUCGUCGAAUUGGAAGAAGCCAUCAAUUCAAACCUCGAGUCGCUUAAAUCCAGCAUAAUUUCAAUCGUACAGUCUGAAAAGACUGGGGAAGAAGCCGAUGAUUCCCUCAACACUGCCGUCCGAAAAGCAGGAGUUGCAAUCAAGGAAAAGGCUCAGGCCGUCAGAGCUUGGCGGCAAAGCUUCGAUAUGGAGACCAGCUCUCUCAUUGCCAAAUCGGUCAAAGAUACAUUUGAUAUAAUCGACCACAUAAGAGAUUUGGGUUUACAAGAAAUCGGAAUGCGAUGGGCCUGGAUCGACGGUAUCACUCAUAAAGAUUGGACUAAAUACCAUGCUCUGAAGAGUAAAUUUGAAGAGUGGCGACUUGAUGUUGAAAAGGUCGUCACCGAACACCCAGGUCUUGCGAAAGCACGAGCAGCCUCAGAAGAUGUGGAGAGUAAAGCAAUGGGAUUGGCUGAAAAUGCAGCCAUUGAACUUUCCCGUAUCAAGGAAAUUGGAAAAUUGAAAGUAUCAACCGGCGACUCCAGUGAUGAUUUUAGCACUACAUACAUUCCACCCGCUGCAUCCGUCGCCAGUCAAAAAGUCAUGGAGAAAAUCAACGAUGUGAGCGAAGCCAUUGCCGGCGCUACAGAAGAGACUCUAGAAUCCGUCUCGUCGUCGUUUAAUGAGGUGGCUUCAUCUGUCUCUUCGAGUGUCAUCGGGACCCCUCAAGGGAAUGUAGAGAGUAUUGCAUCUGUGGCCAAGGACUCAGUGAGCAAUGUCGUUGACCAAGUUUCAAGCUCUGUCAUUGGUACCUCACAGGGAGGUGUUGAAAGCGUCAGCUCGGUUGUUGGUGAGGGCGUCGGAAGUCUUUCAAUGAAAGUAUCUUCAUCUGUAAUUGGUGAGCAACCAGGAGUAGUAAGCCAAGCGUCGAGCAGCGUCCAAUCGGCAGGUUCUGCAGUUUCCAGAAGUGCCUCAUCUCUUAGCGAUGCGAUCUCCGAUCAAGCUUCAACUGUGUCAAAAAAUCUGGAGUCAGCAUCAUCGUCUGUUGCAAGCUCAUUGUCAAAGAGUUCAACUGAUGUUAGCAGCUCCCUGAGCUCUGCUGCUUCAGCCGCGUCAAGCACCGCGUCCAAGAAAGUAUGGGGUGGAGCCAUGGCUGCUCAUGUCGAAGCAAGAGAGAUCAUCUUUGACGAUGUGAUUGAUGAUUCCGACGAGGAAACUUACAGUGAGAAGAUACAAAGUAUGGCAAGCGUCGCCGGGGACCAAUUUAGUGACAUGACAAGAGCAGUCAGUGAAGCGUUACUGAAACCUAGCAGUACAAAAGGGCUUGGUGCGAAACAAUAUUCCAGUGCUUUGGCUGCCGCAAGUUCGGUCCUCUAUGGAACAGAACAAGGGAUUAGUGAAAGUGUUGGUAGUGUUGCUGCAGGUCGUUAUUCUGACGCUGUUUCUGCGUAAGUCAAGCAAUUUCAUUGUUGCCAAUAGUCCGGACUUGAACACGACAGCGAGAAACUUUUGACUCCUGAAUCCAUUUGAAACAUUGAACUUAUUUCAAAUAUUUGAUUGUUUUCAAGCCAUGAAUCCUUGCAUCUAGUCUCCUUGUCCGGACUUUUGAACACCCUGAGUAAUUUCUACUCUUGUUAUUUAGAAAUCUACUAACAUUGAAUUAGUGCAAGCUCUGUGAUUUAUGGUACACCCGCGCCAAUCCUUGAUUCUGCUGCAAGUUCGGCUAGGGCAGUCUAUCACGACGCAUUGUCAAGGGCAUCUGAGCACUACUCACAAGCGAAAUCUGUUGUCUCUGCUCAAGUAUCAGGAUCUCCAAAGCCCGUUCAUCAGGAAAUGUUUAGUUCUGUCGAAUCCGCUUAUUCUGAUUCUGUUAGUGCUGCUAGUUCUAGGCUUCAACUUGCACUUUCUGGGGCAUCAACCGCAAUUUAUGGAGCCCCGACAGGUGCCAUGGAAUCGAUACGAUCCGUAGCUGCAUCCAGGCUAUCUGAAGGCCUAAAAGCUGCUUCUUCUCAGUACGAUGCUGCGAAGAGUCAUCUUGGCCCUACACCUACCCCGGCCGCUCAACAGUUACUCACUCAAGCUCAAAACCAGUACUAUGCUGGCGUUGGUUUAGCUCAUGUUCGAUACUCCGAGUUCCUUGAGGCAGCGUCCUCAGCUGUUAUGCCAUCUCAAACACCAUUCCAUGCAAGCGUCUAUAAUAGAGCCAGCGCCAGUAUUGUAGGGACUUCAACUCCAGCAUACGAAGCUGCUCUAUCUCAAGCCUCACAAGAGUACUCGAGCGCUGUCGCAAAAGCUCAAGCCGGAUUUGAUAAAGUCAUUAGUCAAGUCGCCAAAGUCGCUAGUGAUGCUAUUCCGUCUGCAAAAUUUACCGAUCUUGCAUCCUCACGUUUUGUUGAGGCUUCAUCCAAAGCUUCUUCAUCUUACGCCAGCCUUUCUUCUGAGAUAGUUGAAAAGAUGAAAGGAGUUACUUCUAGUAGCGAGACACCACUUCCUGAAUCUAUCGCUUCUGUCGCUAGCCAAAACUGGGAAGCUCUUAUCACGAAAGCUAGUCAUCAGGUCUAUGGGUCCCCUACGCCAUACUUCGUCACUGGCAACUUUCUUUCAAAUGUUCAACAAUAUGCUGCGCAAGCUACUGACGGUGCGGCCUCUCAAUACUCGGCUGUGCAGUCACUUAUUAAUGAGCUGGUUUCUGGCAAGGAACCAGAUUUCACUGAAAGCGUUUAUAGUCGGCUAAGCUCCGCUUAUUACACCGGUGCAACCGAUGCAGUAUCUUCCGCCUCAUCUUACGCGAGUCAGGCUUACGCAUCAGCUAGCUCGGUUGCCAACUCAAUCUUCACCCCUCCCCCUGCAAUCGAGGAGAUUCUUGAUGUUGCUUCCCAUCAUCUCGAUGAGGCUGUGCAAGCUGCCAGUGUCCAGUUCUAUGGCACUCAACCAGGAUAUUCGGACCAAGCUCGACUUUCGAUUUCGAACGCCGCUGCUUCGGCUCAAAAGGCCAUUUCCGAAGCAAUAUACGGAACACCUACUGGAGUUUACGGAUCGGCAACCAAGGUUAUUGCAGAGAACUACGAAUCGGCCACUUCCGCGGCUGCAAAUUCUUACUCGGCUGCACAAGCAAAGAUUUCGGAAGCUAUCUAUGGCCACGAACAGGGGGCUGUGGAGAGUGCGCAAUCAAGACUUAAUUCCGCAGUGGAGUCAGCACGGGCUAGACUAAAUGAGUUUGCAUCAAGCGUGGGAGAGGGCGGAAACGAAGCACUUAGCAAAGCAAGUGAGGGAGUUGAACAGAUGGCUAGUAGUGUGGGAAGCGUCGUUGGGGAGGCUACUCAGGCUGUGAUUGGAAAAAAGGAUGAAUUGUGAUAAUAUGGAUCGCGAUUAAAAGCAUUAUGAUGAUGGAGAUGAUCUAAUGAAUAAUGAAGCGGGUUCGGCUGGUCGGUGAGGGCGGGGUUGUUUGAUACCAAAAAAUGGUGUAUAGGGAGGGUUUCGUUUUCAUUCUUUUAUGAUGGGCCAAAUAUGUACUACAUUUCCUUCUGUUUUGCUGUGAUAUUAUUUACUAGCGGACAGCCCUGGGUGGGGGUUGACUGAUAUGAUACGAGAUAAAUGGUAUACUAUUUUAUCCAAGGUCUUCAUAAAGAUUCUUGAAAUGUUUGUAGCAAGCCAAUCCAUUACGUGUCUUUCGAAAGCGUAA